UCAAAGAUGGUUGCCUUCAUGCCGUAAAAAGUCGCUACGUGAAGGCAGUUAUUUCUACGGUUAAAUUUGAGUUUUGAUUGGUAAUUGAGAGUGUAUAAAAAUGGGGGAUCAAGACAGAGACGUUGACUGCUCCAACGCGGCCCGAGGCGUGUGGCUCGUAAAGGUGCCGAAAUACAUCGCUUCUAGAUGGAGCAAAGCACCCCCCUUGUCUGAGGCUGGGCGGCUGAAAAUCACGAAGGGAGCAAACGGCGAAUCAGAUAUUCGCUUCACACUAAGCGAUGAAUGUGUCAACAUGAAAGCAGCAGACAAGUCAUCUAUACCAAAAGAACAUCAUUUCAUCAUCUCCAACAUAGCCAACCAGAACUUAGCCGUUUUCGCACAGAACAAAGUGGCGGAAGAUGGUACAGAGCAUUCCUCUGGUAAGGUUUACCUGGAAGGCCAUGUUGUACAGAAAGGUGAAUGCAGACCCCUGGGAGAUGACCACUACAUGCAACUGAAAAGGCAAACUAUUCUGAAGGCUAGCCAACAUGUGCGUCAAGUGAAGCAGUUAAACCGAAUUGUGCAGAACUACAAGCCUGUGGCGAACCAUGCGUUCAAUGGAGGACCGGCACUUCUGGGCCGAGAGUGGUUACAGCACGUGUGCCUCGACUGGAACGCGGUAUUCUCUUGCAUUAAGCUCUGUUCGGCACGGGAGCCGACAAACAAGGAAGCAAAAGCAGAGGUUAGCAAGCUUUUGGAGAAGUACAGUAACCUUUUCAAGGAAGAAUUGGGAUGCAUCACAGAGAAGGCAGAACUUUUUCUCAAAAGGGACGCUCGUCCGAAGUUUUUGAAGGCACGCAGUGUGCCUUCCGCACUGCUUCCAGCAGUGGAAAAAGAGCUUGCCAAAACGCAGUGA
Messenger RNA from Rhipicephalus microplus (southern cattle tick), 895 nucleotides. RefSeq names its product transcription factor TFIIFbeta (gene TfIIFbeta). Lineage: Eukaryota; Metazoa; Arthropoda; Arachnida; Ixodida; Ixodidae. The record is from RefSeq and is a predicted model, not a curated record. Gene Ontology annotation, biological process: transcription initiation at RNA polymerase II promoter; transcription by RNA polymerase II. Gene Ontology annotation, cellular component: transcription factor TFIIF complex.